Biomphalaria glabrata is the source of this 1283-nucleotide messenger RNA. RefSeq lists its product as uncharacterized. The record is from RefSeq and is a predicted model, not a curated record. The transcript is spliced from 7 exons. The coding region runs from base 397 to 1164 and encodes 255 amino acids. NCBI's taxonomy places the organism in Eukaryota, Metazoa, Mollusca, Gastropoda, Planorbidae. Gene Ontology annotation, cellular component: trans-Golgi network.
ACACGGAUAGCAUUGUGAUACUAGGCUUAGCAUUAAAGUUCUAUCAGCUCCUGUGUAGAUAUAUGUAAUCAAAUGUGCUAUAGCGUUAAAUAUCAUCAUCACUCCCGAAAUAAAGCUUGAGAUCAAUGUGUUUGUGUUGAUACAUUUGAUGUGGAAAGAAAAGAAGAAGCCAUUCGUAUUGUCUCUAUGUAUAUAGUGUUAAAUCGUUUAAAGCUUCAACAUUAAGGUCUAAAUAUUUAUAAAAUAUGUCAUAUAAUAUGUUCAUGGUGUAAAAAUAGGACACAUUUGUUAUGUAGCUAGUGGAAAGGGCAUCGUGUUGGACAGUAGGUCCAAUGAAAUAAACUAGAAGUGUUCUGUUGGCACUCAACACUCCGUGUGACUUGGAGAGGGAAGAUCAUGAAGACAUUGAAAGCACUUUUUCGUUGGGGUGGAGUUGUUAUUGUGAAUGUUUUGCUGGCGAUGUGUGUCCUGACAGCGCACGCACUGUCUUGUGACGGAGACGGGCCCUGUCGGUGUACUUACAGUGAUGGUUCCGGUACGGUGGACAUCAGCAGCGUUGGCCUUCAAAAUGGACAGCCAAGGUUCAAAGAUGAAUACUCUUAUGACAGAAGUAUCUAUUCGUACAAUCCAUGUUUUGCUGUAUCUCUAGGGAGCUGUCAAGAUUCUGCUAUCUGUAAAAAAGUUGGAAGCGAUUAUGUAACAAUGGGGAGUCAAGCUGGUGUCACGUGGUCCUACACUGGCUACUAUCCUAUGGCCACCUACACAACUAGCGAAAACAGGCGGACUGAGGUGUUGAUGAUGUGUGACAAGUCUUAUACUGAACCGAGAAUUGAUGUUGUUGGCGAGUUAAACCCUGGCAUUUUGUCUAUCAACAUGUUCACCAAUUGCGCAUGCCCAAACGUCUGCAAACGUGUCGAUCCCAGACCUGAUGAGAACGGAGGUCUGUCUACUGGGUCCAUUUUGUUAAUUAUUUUUUUCGUCACUUUGAUUGUUUACGUGGUUGGCGGUGCAGCAUUCAAUUACCAUAGAGAUCAGAAAGUUGGUAAAGAAAUGUUACCCAACUACAAUUUUUGGUCUCUUGUGCCCGGACUUAUUUUGGAAGGUUUCAAAUGGUUCUCUGCUUUGAUAUGCCAACGAGGUAACAGUCAGUAUGAAGCAAAAUGAGUCUCCAAGUUCACAAAACAAGAAGGACCAAACUAAUGACUAACUGUAAACCAGCUGAUUUAUGUUUGUAUUUUAUAUAUGUUCAUGUUACAGCCAAAUAUACAAAAAUACUCAUAAAA